Messenger RNA from Colletotrichum costaricense, 537 nucleotides. RefSeq lists its product as uncharacterized. NCBI's taxonomy places the organism in Eukaryota, Fungi, Ascomycota, Sordariomycetes, Glomerellales, Glomerellaceae. The transcript has a single exon. The coding region runs from base 1 to 537 and encodes 178 amino acids. The record is from RefSeq and is a predicted model, not a curated record.
AUGUCUCUGUUUCAGCAUCGCCAGCUGGCACCCACAGCUUUCAGCUUCAUCCAACUUUGCUUAUUGCUCUGCGCCUCCUCUCUCCCCCCGAAUAUCUUCGGUCGAGGGAUGGAGCUGAAGACCCAAGUCCGGGGAGUCUUAUUCCCGUGGCUAUUCUUAUCGAGACCCUUCCUCUGUGUCUGUCUCUCGCUUGCUUCUUCCUGUUGGCGAUCAGCCUUUUCCUUGUCUAGGACACGAAUCCGGUCUAUUGGAUGUCGAUGCCAAUCUUACUGCCGCAUCAACAAGUUCAGCCCUUUUUUUCUCACACAGGCGCGGGCUUACAACCGUUUCAAUGACCCACCGUUUCGGAUUCUCAUUGGUUGGUGGCUGCUUACCUUGGUCUCUUGGGGAGCACUGGGAUCAAUCACUGAUCUUCCCCCCCCGCAAUGGUCUCACGUUACGUGCAACCUUGGCACCGUAAUGUGCACAUCAUCACCCUCGAGCACUUUCAACCCUUGCUGGCGCCAUUCAGAUCCCAGUUGCCCAGUUUCCGCCUAG